Molecule: messenger RNA, 2982 nt
Organism: Micropterus dolomieu (smallmouth bass)
Lineage: Eukaryota; Metazoa; Chordata; Actinopteri; Centrarchiformes; Centrarchidae
Gene: pgm2
Product: phosphoglucomutase 2
Exons: 13
Coding region: 145-1980 (611 amino acids)
Biological process (GO): purine ribonucleoside salvage; carbohydrate metabolic process
Molecular function (GO): phosphopentomutase activity; magnesium ion binding
Source: RefSeq, a predicted model, not a curated record
CCGCCCCACAUCGUGUACGGCAAACUGGCCUCGUCAGACUUACUUUCCGUUUUGUGUUGGAAAAGGCUUCAGGGUGAGCGUGUACACCUCGGACGGCCAUAGUUAGUGAGCUGUACUGUGUGUUGACUCGGCCAAAGAACGGAAAUGGAAAAUGGUUCGUGCACAACCGGUGACUCCAAGCUGGACCAGGCUGUCAGGCAGUGGCUGCUGUAUGACAAGAACCCCAAGACAGUGUCAAUGGUGCAGGAUCUGGUGAAGGAAGGAGCGGUGGAGGCUCUGAAGAAAUGUUUCUCCUCCAGGAUGGAGUUUGGUACAGCAGGUCUGAGAGCACCCAUGGGCCCCGGCAUAACCUGUAUGAAUGACCUCACUAUCAUCCAGACCACACAGGGCUUCUGUUGCUAUCUAGAGGAGAGUAUUGGGAACCUUAAGGAGCGAGGGGUGGUGAUUGGAUACGAUGCCCGUGCCCACCCUCCCAGCGGCGGCAGCAGCAAGCGCUUUGCCUGCCUGGCUGCAGCUGUAUUCAUCAGCCGAGGGGUUCCUGUCCACCUCUUCUCUGACAUCACCCCUACACCCUUUGUGCCUUUCACAGUUUCCCACCUUGGUCUGUGUGCUGGGAUUAUGGUGACUGCCUCUCACAACCCCAAACAGGACAAUGGCUACAAGGUGUACUGGGAGAAUGGAGCCCAGAUUGUGUCUCCUCAUGACAAAGGUAUCUCCAAGGCCAUAGAGGAGAACCUGGAGCCCUGGCCUGACUCCUGGAACACAGAGGAGGCUCUGAAGAGCCCCUUGCUCAAAGAUCCCUACAAGGACACCCACACUCAAUACUUCAAAGCCAUCCAGAAACACUGUCAUCACAGGGACAUAAACAAGAGCUCAGAGGUGAAAAUUGUGCAUACAUCUGUGCAUGGCGUUGGCCAUACAUUUGUCCAGUCAGCUUUCAAGGCCUUUGACCUUCACCCUCCCUAUGCUGUAGAGGAACAGAAAGAUCCAGAUCCUGAAUUCCCCACAAUCAAAUAUCCAAAUCCUGAGGAGGGAGAGGGAGUUCUGAUGCUGUCGUUUGCAUUGGCAGAGAGGGAGGGGGCCGCUAUUGUGUUGGCGAAUGACCCCGAUGCUGAUCGACUGGCCAUCGCUGAGAAGCAGAAGAGUGAUCUGUGGCGAGUGUUCAGUGGUAAUGAGUUGGGGGCAUUGCUUGGCUGGUGGAUGUUCCGCUGCUGGAAACAGGAAAACUCUGACGCUGCUGCUGUGAAAAACCUCUACAUGCUGUCGAGCACAGUCUCAUCCAAGAUACUGCGCGCCAUCGCUCUCAAGGAGGGCUUCCACUUUGAGGAAACGCUAACAGGGUUCAAGUGGAUGGGAAACAGAGCCAGAGACCUUUUGGACCAGGGCAAGACUGUUGUGUUUGCCUUUGAGGAGGCCAUAGGGUAUAUGUGUAGUCCCUCUGUAUUGGACAAGGAUGGUGUGAGUGCUGCAGCCAUAGCAGGAGAGAUGAUUUCCUUUUUGGCCACGAAAAACACAAGCCUUUCUCAACAACUCACUACCAUCUAUGAAGAGUAUGGUUACCACAUCAGUAAGAACUCCUAUUUCAUCUGCCAUGACCAGGAUGUGAUCCGCAGCUUGUUUGAGCGUCUGCGCAAUUACAGUGGCGAGAAGGAAUCAUAUCCCACUGAAUGUGGUCGCUUCUCCAUCUCCGCUGUCCGAGACUUGACCACCGGCUACGACAGCAACCAGCCCAGUAACAAGGCUGUUCUUCCCACCUCCAGUUCCAGUCAGAUGAUCACUUUUACCUUCUCCAACGGGGGUGUUGCCACCAUGAGGACCAGCGGCACUGAGCCAAAAAUCAAAUACUACACUGAACUCUGUGCUGCUCCUGGUAACAGUGAUGUGAAACAGCUGAAGAAGGAACUGGAUGACUUGGUUGAUGCCAUUGUCGAAAACUUCUUCGAGCCAGAGAAGAAUAAGCUGCAGCCCAAGCCGGAGUAGCACUGAUAGACAUACAGUCACAUACAGGACCAGUUGUGACUGAUCUCUGACCAGCAUUUCACAUGAUGUCUUAAUUACUCCAGAUGGAAUUUUGAUUUAAUGCAUUUUGAUUUACAACUAAUUUAAUGACAAUGUUACCACCUUGUUAUGUUCUUUUGCCAAUUUUCUCAGAGAUAUUGUUACGUAAUGAUACAUCUGUCUUUAGUAGUUUGUUUGUUUAGCUAUCCAUCUAUUUUGAGGGUAGUUAUUGAUCCAGAGCCAGUUUGUUAUCCAGCAGUCACAAUGAAUGACAGCUAUGUGUUUUGGAUUCAGUGCUGGGGAUAACUGUAAAAUCUUCACUGUUCUACAGCCACAGUCAUUCCUGUUGUGUCAAGGUAGUGUUUAGAUACACACACACACACACACACACACACACACACACACACACACACACACACACACACACACACACACACACACACACAGAUGUACGACCUGUAUUUAACAAUUAUGCAUUCCACACUGCUUCAGCAUCAACAGCAGUUCUGCCAAUAUGAGGAGUUACAGAAGAGUGUAAUAAGAAAACUGCUGAAACCAAUUUUGUAACUUAAACUAACUUAAAUGCAUGCUGUAGACUGCAGUUGAACUUUGACUGUGUAAUAUUUUAGUUAAUAGUAAAGUAUAACUGAAAGUGAUUGGAUAUAUUUUAAAAGUUUUAAAUCAGUGCCAGAGAAAUGGAACAACCUCUCACUGCAGAGUUGCUGGUUUGUUGAAUGACUAAGCCUAAUAGCUUAGAGCACCACCAAGUGGAGUCGUUGUAUAUUCUUUUUGCUCCCACUGCUCAUUACUGAAAGGGACUUUUGACACCACAAAUACAACUAAGACCCUUAUACUGUCCAGUAUUUAAAUAAUCAUGAUUGACUAGAAAUGUGGAAUUAGCACCUCACCUUUUCUUAUGUGCCUCGUAUUCUACAAUACUGUAAUGAAAAUGCAAUUUUACUCAAUAAAAACUGUUUCAAACAA